Molecule: messenger RNA, 1950 nt
Organism: Hyla sarda
Lineage: Eukaryota; Metazoa; Chordata; Amphibia; Anura; Hylidae
Product: DNA damage-regulated autophagy modulator protein 1-like
Exons: 2
Coding region: 653-1378 (241 amino acids)
Source: RefSeq, a predicted model, not a curated record
UCGAAUAAAGCACUUAAAGAAUUCCUUAAAAUUAAAGAUUCACUCUUUUGGAUGAAAAGGGGCUUAUUUAUGUAAAUCAAUUAUACGCUUUAGGUCAAAUAAAGUCGUUUGAAGAGAUAGCCCAUAAGUAUGGGGUGGCAGACAAUCAGAAACAUUGUUUUUUACAAAUAAGUAAUGCAGGUCAUAAACCAAUAAAAGGAGAGAAUGGAGAUUUCAGGGAUUCUAUAUAUAAGAAAAGUUUAAUUAGACUAUUUCCUUAUGCGAAGUUGCUGUCUGGGCAUGCUGGGAGUUGUGGUUCUGCAGCGGUUGGGGAUUUACAGCUUGAAGACCACUGCUAUAGAGGGUGCAAAUGUAUCUGAGCCCUGGAACUCAAAUAAUGUGAAAUAUGAUAUGAUCAAAAUGGAGCCCCUGCACUAAUUACUUGGGUUCUGGGGUCUGUAAGGUCCAUAGUAAAAACAUCAGGUUCUGUCAGCAGAUACUAAAUCAUGGCAGCUCCAAUAAACAAGCAGUCAUUCUGACAUGUCACAUGUGAUGUCAUAGACAGCUGGAGUCCUGACAUUCCACUGACAGCCGCCCGAGCCUUCAGUCUGUAGAUUGUUCCAGUGAGUUUAGUGAGAUUAGUGAGAUUAGCAUCUUCUUCUUCUUGUCUGAAAUGGAGCUAAAAGGUUUGAGGUUCGUCCCCCUACUGUUGGUGUUUUGGUGUGCGGCCUGGCUUGCCACCAGCUACAUCAUGACAGUCGUCCUCGGCCAUGCAACCUCACCACUGAUGAGCAUCAGUGACGUGGGAAAUGUCUUUCACGAAAGCAUAUUAUUCAGAAUUGGAUUCAUAGGGAUGUCCAUUGGCACUUUGGUACUAACCUUUCUUAUUUAUAAGUAUAUGGUUAUGCAUACUGAAGAGUUCAUUGGUCAUCAGGUCCUGAUCCAGAGGAUCCUGCUGGCCAUUGUGUGGGCCUCCUGUUUUGCCACAGCUGUCAUGCAUGUAUUUUCCCCCAAAGAAUAUCCCAGGAUACACUUUGUUAGCACGAUAAUUUCAAUUACAUGUGAAGCCUUAUACUACCUUGGGCAGUCCAUCCAGAUGUAUAAAUUACCAGGAGCAAAAAAAGUCAUCCACCAUAGUAGAUGCACCUGCUAUGGCCUGACUUUUGUCUGUGUAAUUUUCUAUUUUGGAUAUGAAACAUUAAAGGAAUUAUUCUAUAAUGAUGAAGACUGGGACGAGAUCCGUGAAAUCCCCAUCAUAAUCAUCGAGUGGGUGAUGCUUCUACUGAUCCUGAUAAACAUCGUGACCUAUUAUUCCACCAUGCAGAGGUUAUUGUUGACCGUCUCCAGAAACAGCUGCACACUCUCUCUUAGAGUAAGAAUUGAUGACUUUGGGGUGUAGACCACCACGUGGGCCAUCAAGUGGACUUCUGGGAGAGAUACUGCACAGGACACGGAAAAACAUCUAAAGAAGAAUAACUGGGGGACUAUAUAUGGUGCCAGUAAUCAUGGCACAAUAAUAUGAGCUGGUGAUAUUACCUAUACGAAAAAAUAAAAUAAAAAUAUUGGUGUGUGAAGUGUAAUACCUAGUUAGAACAACAGAAUCAAAUUCAUCAUUAUAACCCCCCUCUGCAUUACCCUGUUUAUUAUUUUUCAAGCAAGCACUUUGUUCUAAUUCGUCCACUCUCUGGCGUGCUCCUUGUAUAAGGGGUUUGGGAUACACUUUUUGUUUAAAACGAUCCUCCAGGUUAUCUAGUUGUUGCUGGCAUUUUUGUGUGGAAGAACAAUCCCUUCGGAUUCUUUUCAUUUGACCGAAUGGAAUGUUCUUCUUCCAUUAUUUAAGAUGGCAACUGUUAAAGUCGAGGUAUCUGUUUGCAUCCACCUCCUUAAAAUAGGUGGCAGUAUGCAAACAGCCAUCCUGAAUAUAGAUAUUUAUAUCCAGGAACUCACAUUUUUUGGGGGACUGAUGCAGCG